Aplosporella prunicola CBS 121167 is the source of this 746-nucleotide messenger RNA. RefSeq lists its product as uncharacterized. The transcript has 2 exons. The record is from RefSeq and is a predicted model, not a curated record. The coding region runs from base 213 to 746 and encodes 177 amino acids. NCBI's taxonomy places the organism in Eukaryota, Fungi, Ascomycota, Dothideomycetes, Botryosphaeriales, Aplosporellaceae.
AAGAAAAUACGAGCUAAAUGUAGGAGACACGGGCGGAAGGGCCAGCUCCAAGGGAGGUAGGACCAGAAGCCAGAGAGGUAUAUAUACUGUCUGAACCACCUGCUAUUCUCUCACCAUCCUCUCAAGCCAUCCAGUCGCUCCAGUCAAGACAACAACCUCAGUCCGCUCCUUUCACGAGACUUCUCGCAAAAACAACUUCAUUCACUUUCAAAAUGCACUUCACCAAGGCCACGAUCAUCGCCAUGGCGGCGCUCCUCUCUUCCGGUUACGCCCUUCCCAGCGGUCUCGAUGCCCGCCGCUCCGGCGAUGCUUGCCAGGUCCAGCAAUGCUGCGAUGAUGCGGACAACCAGUGCCGCACCGCCCCGGAGGCCAACAUGAGCAAGUGCUCGGCUGACAAGGACACCUGCUACACCAACAUUGGUCUCCCGAGCCCUUACGGCAAGGCCAAGCGCGAUGCCCCCACCAAGGAGUCCUGCGACGAUGCGGACAACAAGUGCCGCACGGCUGAUGACGCCAACAUGAGCAACGCCGACAAGGACGCCUGCUACACUAAGGCCGGCCUGCCGAGUCCCUACGGCAAGGCCAAGCGCCAGGAGACUGCUGUCGACUGCAAGGACAAGGAGUGCUGCGACCAGCAGGACAACGAGUGCCGCACCGCUCCGGACGCCAACAUGUCCCAGUGCUCUGCCUGGAAGGAUUCGUGCUACACCAGCAACAACCUGCCUAGCCCCUACGGCAAGUUCUAA